Molecule: messenger RNA, 1615 nt
Organism: Platichthys flesus (European flounder)
Lineage: Eukaryota; Metazoa; Chordata; Actinopteri; Pleuronectiformes; Pleuronectidae
Gene: ccr10
Product: chemokine (C-C motif) receptor 10
Exons: 1
Coding region: 1-1146 (381 amino acids)
Biological process (GO): immune response; G protein-coupled receptor signaling pathway
Cellular component (GO): membrane
Molecular function (GO): G protein-coupled receptor activity
Source: RefSeq, a predicted model, not a curated record
AUGGACGACUAUGACGACCUCUGGAACGACUCGUACUGGAACUCUCUUGACAACUCCAGUGACAACUCCAGUGACAACUCCAGUGACAACUCCAGUGACCUUUGCGAGCCUGGAGACACGGAGACCACCAUCCAACUGUUCCAGUCCUGCGUCUUCGGCCUCAUCUUCCUGCUGGGCAUGCUGGGAAACUGCCUGGUCAUCGCCACCUUCGCCCUCUACCGCCGGCUGCGGCUCCGCUCCCUGACGGACGUGUUCCUGUUCCACCUGGCGCUGGCCGACCUCCUGCUGCUCCUCACGCUCCCCCUGCAGGCGGUGGACACUCACCGCGGGUGGAUCUUCUCCGUGCCGCUCUGCAAGGCCACGCGCGCCUGCUACGCCGUCAACACCUACAGCGGCCUGCUGCUGCUGGCCUGCAUCAGCGUGGACCGCUACCUGGUGGUGGCACGGGCGCAGGAGAUGCUCCGGCUGCGCUCUCAGAUCCUGAGAGGAGGGAAGAUGGCGGCUCUGGGCGUGUGGGUUGUUGCCGUUCUCCUCAGUCUACCGGAGAUCCUGUUCUCGGGGGUGUCGUCGGAGCUCGGCCCCAAAGACUCGGUGCAGUUCUACUGCGGCAUGCUAAAGAGCGGGAAGGUCAAGAUGGCCACCAACGGAGCCAUCAUCGCGGUCUUCUGCGUGUCCCUCCUGGUGAUGGUGACGUGCUACUCGCUGAUCGCCCGCGUGCUGUGGGAAGGGAACCGCCUCCGUCGAGGGAACCAGUGGCACCGGCAGCGCACCCUGAAGCUGAUGGUGGCGCUGGUGCUGGUGUUCCUGCUCUUCCAGCUGCCCUACACCGUGGUGCUGUCCCGGAAGAUGGCCGGGCAGUUCUGCAGCCUGCUGGUGGAGUACGUCACCUGCACCUUGGCGUACGCCCGCUGCUGCCUGAACCCCGUCCUGUACGCCCUGGUGGGCGUUCGAUUCCGCAGCGACGUGCUGAGGCUGCUCCGUGACUCAGGAUGUCUACGUGGCCUCUCCGUGGCGCCACAGGCGGUGACCUCCACCUCGCCCUCGUCACCUGCUCUCACCGGGCCCUUGGUUUCCUCCCCGACGCCUCAUGAUCGAUUCUCCAGAGACGAGAUCCCCUCCAAGUUCCUGUUCCCGGGAAACAAGUGAUGUUCAGUGAAGUGGACGAAGCAGCCGACGUCCAGGAUGCACCGGUCACAUGAUCACCUGCACCGGUCACAUGAUCACCUGCACCGGUCACAUGAUCACCUGCACCGGUCACAUGAUCACCUGCACCGGUCACAUGAUCACCUGCAGAAAACAUGAAGGGUUGUCACAGCACAUGAAGAACAAAGAGCAGGAGGAUGAAAACAAAUCAUCAUCCUCACGGUGAUUCGGAUGAUUCCAUUCAGCAGGGGGCAGCAGUGAGUCAUGCUUCAUAUUCAGGAGAAGUUUCAUCAUAAAAUUGUGUGUGUGUGUGUGUGUGUGUGUGUGUGUGUCUGUGUGUGUGUUUGUGUGUGUGUGUGUGUGUUUCAUCAUCAUCUAUCUCAACCCAAACUUUGACCUGAAUAGAUUAAAUGAUCAAAUUUAAAUUACAAUAUAGAAAUGAGGAUGCAGGUAACAAACACACACACACACA